CCGCCGCCGCGCCGCAGUGGGCGCCCGCCUGCCGCCCGGGACACGCGCGUUCCAAAUACGAACUCAACCUCCAACCUAUUUGCGAUAACGAAAAUUAAAAAGUUAAUCUGCAAUUUUAAUUCGCGUGUGCGUUCUUAGUGGCCAGCUGUAUUGUGUUCUGUAUGAGUCCAAUUUAAAUAAAAAGAAUAUAAAAUUCGAAUCGUGGUUUAAAAUUCGAAGGACGCGUAUCUUAGUGAAGGCCUGUCCGGAUGCAGUUAGUGUUUGUUUAUCCGGUGAUGGAGAAUGGUGAUGUGUGUGUGUGAAAAAUGAAGCGCUUUUUCUAUGGAUUUUGGAUCUUUCUAACGGAGACAUGACGACGCAGGACCGAGCCAAUAUUUUUACUGAUGAUGAUGAGGAUUUGCGUCCGCGACAGCAGAGCCUGGGCGGCGUGCUGCGGCGCGAGGGCAACUGGAAGUGCUUCAUGCUGACGCUCAUGAUCGCCGGCUGCCUCGGCUCCGUGGUGUGGUGCAACACCGCCGAGAUCGACCGGGAGAUCAUUGACCUUAACACAUACCCCAUCAAGCGCACCGUCCGCGAGUCCCCGUGCGACGUCGGCUACGCGUACAUCCCCAUCGCGUUCGUGCUGCUCCUGUAUCUGGUGUACCUGGUCGAGUGCUACCACAGCACGGCGCGCAUCCAGCUGGCGCGGCGCGUGGACGUGGCGGCCGUCAGCGCGCGCGUGCACGCCAUGCGCGCCGCCACGCCGCGCGUGUGGUGGAAGGCGAUCUGCUACCACUACGUGCGGCGCAAGCGGCAAGUCACACGAUACCGGAACGGGGAUGCGUAUACCACCACACAGGUGUACUACGAGCGGGUGAACACUCACAGUGCUAGCACGUCAUUCGCGCACGCGUGCUGCGGCCAGCGCGACGCGUCCAGAAACCUGGUGCUGGAUACUAAAACGCCCAUCACUAAAGUUCGCUUCAGCAAGGGAUUCGCCUUCGCCAACAUCGAAGCUGCUAGCGAGUUCGAAGACCAGCGAUCGAGAUUUUUCGCGGAACACGAGCGGUUCGACGACUUCAUGGAAAUGAGAGAGGGCCUGGACCUCAUCGGAGUCAGCUCCUUCAAGGAGUAUAUGGUCGCAUACAGGGAUACGGACCGUUGCGCGUGGUACUCAUCUCAGCUGCUGUUUUGGACUCUGUCCUGCCUUCUCUUGUCCUGGCCGCUGAGGAUCGUCAUAGAGUGUAACACCGCAUACGUCCAUUAUACUAUAACAAAGAUCUUCGGUACGAACUACGAGCUGGACCCGAGCCGGCAGCUGGACCUGGACACGCACCUGUCGGACACCCUCCCGCCGGUCCCUGCCUGCAACUACACGUGGAGCGCCCUCGCGGACGAGCAGAGCGCCGUGCUGUGCUCCGCCCCCCGCCCCCCGCGCGCGCUGCCCCUCUCCCACGCCUCCACCGUCGACAGCCUCGAGCUCUUCGCCGCUAUACGAGAAAACUGUGCCUUAGUACCAUCCUACUCCGAAGCCAUGCGCAUCGACGCCGCCCUCCGCGAGGACCCAGCUGAGUCUACAGCCGACACUGGAGUCCUCAUCAACAUGGAAACCCCUCCAAAGCCUCGACCGGCGAUUAAAGCCGCAUCUUUCGACGAACCCAUCCGAAGGCCCAGAGUCGCUAUAGCUGGUACGCAUUCCAGCCACAACAUUUCUGCCAGCGCUUCUCAUGAAGCCAAGCAGCAGAACCGGCGGUCGUGGGCCGGCGUGCUGUCGACGAACAGAGUCGCGAGGCAGAUCCUUGAGGAUAUUAGAUCUUCUCGUCCAAUCAGCUACCAGUCGAUCCAGGAAGCGCAGAGCCAGCGGGAGGGGGAGAGGGCGUUGUUUUUCUCUAAGGAUCUGUCACCGACUUGUUCGAGGGAUCCGUUUGGCGGUCGCGAGCGGACGACGCCCACUGACGAGCCGCCAUCGUACGAGGAAGCGCUCAAGCUUCCAGCACUCAGGAGACUCACGCGCUCCAUCACUGGGACCGACUUUGGAGGGCCGCGGAGAGCGUUCCUGAGGGAUGUCUUAGCAAACAGAAGGUCGUGUCUCGAGGGUGUAGGAGUCCUCUCUGAAGCGAAGGUGGUGAGGCUUCCCUCCAGCGACCCUGCUGAUGAAACUCCGCUAUAGCGAGUUACUGAGACUUUUUUGUGUGCAAUUAUUAACUUUAUGGUGCAUGAAGUCUGCAACACUGUUGUUGUGCGCGUCGUUCAUUACAUUAAUCAAAUGGAUUACAGUGUCAUUAUAAUACAUGAUUAAUUAUUGUACCGAUGUAUGUAUGGAAGAAUUCAAUAUGCUUUGGAAUUGGUUCGAAUACUUAUAGCUUGCAUAUUGAUACUACUAAGUGCUUGCAAAAUUUUCUAGAAGUCCGGAAUUGACUUCUUCUUCCCUAUUAAAACAUAGCUUUAUUUUAAGCGAUAUGCAAAAAAAAGUUAUCGAGUCCUUAUGAAUAGAUCUAAAAGUGCUUGUAGAUUGAUUGUUACAUAAUUUGGAUUAAAUUACAAUUUGGUAAAUAAUU
Molecule: messenger RNA, 2537 nt
Organism: Plutella xylostella (diamondback moth)
Lineage: Eukaryota; Metazoa; Arthropoda; Insecta; Lepidoptera; Plutellidae
Product: transmembrane protein 151B
Source: RefSeq, a predicted model, not a curated record